AUGGAUGCCGAUUCUCUUGGAACCCCGUUCCUAGAUGCCUGGAAAAAGCUAAAGAAGAAUCAGCGUGGGUAUGCAGCCAUCAGAGCACUUUCUAUCUCUCUAAAAUGGCCCAUUAUCAUGGUUGUUCUUCCAAGGUCAAUUUUGAUAGGAUUAACAGUCUGCCAGCCCAUUUUAUUAAACCGGCUUCUAGACUACCUGACUGAAUCCUCGGAACCAAAGGAAAAGGACAUUGGUUAUGGCUUAAUAGGGGCAUAUGCUCUUGUAUACUUUGGGAUCGCUAUAUCCACUGGAUUUUACUGGUAUUACCACUAUCGAGUUCUCACUAUGAUCCGCGGGUGUCUGGUAUCGGCUAUUGGUGUGAAGACAUUGCAGUUGAAUACGCAUUCUGUGGAGGAUCCAAAAGCAGCUGUGACAUUAAUGAGCACUGAUGUCGAAAGGAUAAUCUUCGGGCUACGGAGCUUUCACGAGUUUUGGGCAAAUGCUAUUCAGGCUGGCUUUUUAGCAUUCCUUUUAAAGAGGCAGCUUGGUAUAGCUUUUAUGGUCCCGCUUGUUAUCGCAAUAUUAUCCUCUGUGUUGUCAAUAUGGGCAAGUCGUUCAUCCGAUACUUAUCAGACAGCCUGGACAAGCUGUUCCCAACUCCGAAUUGGAACCAUCUCAAGCAUGCUAUCUUCGAUCAAACCACUAAAAAUGAGAGGGCGAACCGAGAUACUAUCGUCAAUUAUUCAAAAUAUCCGGUUACAAGAGAUCAGGCUGGCCAAUCGGUUCAGAAUGCUUCUAGUAUGGACCACAGGAUUGGGCUAUAUUCCGCAGUUCAUUUCACCACCACUUACAUUCUUGCUAUUCAUUUUGAGGGCGAAGGGAAAUGGGCAGCCAUUUGAUUCCUCAAGAGCAUUCACGUCUCUGUCCUUGUUGUUGAUCUUGGCUCAGUCGCUCAGCCAAACACUCCUUGACCUGCCUCCACUGCUUGCUUCAUUUGGAUCAUCCUCCCGUAUUGACAAGUUUUUAUCAACGGAAUCCCGGGUGGAUAUAAGGCAUUUUCCUGCCCUGCUGGACGAACCGCGGAAGACAACUUUUGAAAAGAAAUAUCUCCCUGAGCAGACUAUCAUCGAAGUGACAAAUGGGGUUUUUGGAUGGGAAUAUGAUAGAGAUGUUCUCCACGACAUCAAUAUCACUAUCCCCCGGGGCCAAAGUACUUUUAUUGUGGGGCCAGUUGCAAGUGGGAAAUCCACUCUCUGCUAUGCUUUGCUUGGAGAGAUACCGGUAUCAAGAGGCAAGGUUGAGAUAUUUGCCAAUGCGAAGGAUAUUGGCUUCUGCCGUCAAACGCCACAUCUAACUAAUGAGACAGUUCAGCAGAAUAUAAUUGGAUUCUCGUUAUUCCAGCCUAGUUGGUAUAACACGGUUGUUAAAGCCUGUGCACUGGCUACUGAUAUUGACUCUCUGCCCCAUGGAAAUGAAACGAAAGUCGGAAGCGAUGGAAUCAACUUGAGUGGUGGACAGAAGCAAAAGAUUGCAAUUGCCAGGGCCCUCUAUGCCCUGAAACCAAUACUGCUCUUUGAUGAUGUGCUCAGCGGACUUGAUUACACUGGGGCAAGCCACAUCUUCCGGGAGGUUAUAGGCCCAAAGGGGCUUGCACAGCAACACGGCAUUACGGUGAUUAUUGCAACCCAUGCCACGGAGUACCUCCCCUUUGCAGACCACAUUAUUGCUCUCGAUAAAUCUGGCCACGUGAUUCAGCAAGGGAGCUUCCAAUCGCUACGUUCCCAAAGUGGCUAUAUUGGUAGCCUUGCCAUUGCAGAGAACUUUGAGAAAGAAACCGUUGCUCAUGCUGAUCAAGCGGCUGCAAAGAGUGUAGGUGCUUCUGUCAAUAAUGAAAAAUCCGAUGAGAACCUGCCAAUCCGACCGUCAGGGGAUUUCAGAAUCUACAGUUAUUACUUUAAAGCUGCCGGUAUCUGGACAUCAUGUCUUCUACUGAUACUGGUAAUCUCCUAUGCUACUCUAUACAACUUCCCCACCUACUGGCUGAGGAUUUGGGUGGACACUUCCACCCCUUCUCGGCCUGCAAGACUGGAUGAUCUGGGAUAUUGGGCUGUCUACACAGUUCUUCAGACUUCGGCGCUUUUCCUACUGCUUGGAGUGGCAUAUCAUACCCUCAUCCGUUUCGUCAGCAGAGCAGGCUCAAGCUUACACAAAGAUAUCCUCGACGUCGUUAUAAAUGCCCCAUUGUCAUUCUUUGGUUCAACGGAUAUCGGUGUCACCAUCAACCGCUUUUCUCAGGAUAUUCAACUCGUCGAUAACGAGCUACCUAUGGCAUUGUUAAACUGGCUGUUAACUGUAUUCCUGGCUCUUGGUCAAAUAAUCUUGAUUAUCAUCGCAUCACCAUGGGUGGGAUUUGCCUUUAUAGUCAUUGUUCCGAUAUUAUACACAAUGCAAAAUUUCUACCUACGGACCUCUCGCCAGCUAAGACAGCUAGAACUCGAGGCGAAAAGCCCUUUAUACUCGAACUUCCUAGAGAGCUUGAAUGGACUAUCUACACUCAGAGCUUUUGGCUGGACAGCUCAGGCAUUAGAGACAAGUUACAGGCUUCUUGAUGAGUCGCAGAAACCACUAUACUUACUCUACAUGAUCCAGCGCUGGCUUACGUUCGUUCUGGAUGUAACCAUUGCCUUUCUUGCAGUCAUAAUUGUGGCCUUAGCAGUGACCCUCAAGGCGAGCGGUGGGCUCACUGGUGUUGCCCUAACCCAAGUUCUAUCAUUGAACUUGAUACUUACUUCGAUUAUUAUAGCAUGGACCGCUCUAGAGACCAGCAUCGGGUCUGUUAGCAGAAUCAAGCAUCUUACUAAAUAUACCCCUUCAGAGCACAAGCAUGGAGAAGUAAUCCAACCUCCAUUAGACUGGCCGCAUCGUGGAAAAAUUGAUAUCUAUAACGUUACUGCUUAUUACAAGUCUCGGCCUGAAUUCCCAGUACUCCGCGGUUUGAACAUAACGAUAGAGGCAGGGCAAAAAGUUGUGGAUGGCCUCGAUCUGGCCAACCUCCCUCGCAACGUGAUUCGGAGCCGGUUUAAUAUGAUACCACAGGAGCCUGUAUUUAUCCCUGGUACUGUUCGCUUUAACCUGGAUCCGUGUAGCCAACAUUCCGAUUAUGAAAUUAUUGAAGCUCUGAAGAAAGCUCUACUCUUUGACGUGAUAAGUGCUCAAGGCGGGCUUGAUGCCGAAUUCCAACCCAGCUCCUUGAGCCAUGGCCAGCGUCAGUUAUUUUCCCUUGCAGGUGCUACUCUUCAAAAGUCAAAGAUCGUUUUACUAGAUGAAAUUACGAGCAAUGUCGACCAAGCUACGGACGAGUUGAUGCAGAAGAUUGUUCGAGAAGAGUUUAAAUUUUGCACCAUUAUUGCUAUUGCCCACCGGUUAAACACGAUUAUGGACUUCGAUAAAGUGAUAGUGCUUGAUGGAGGGCACAUUGUUGAGUCCGGGAAACCGCAAGAUCUGCUCUGGAAGGAUUCUGUGUUCAAACAAAUGUGGAAAGGCCCUGACUGA
Trichophyton verrucosum HKI 0517 is the source of this 3531-nucleotide messenger RNA. Its product is annotated as ABC multidrug transporter, putative. Gene Ontology annotation, molecular function: ATP hydrolysis activity; ATP binding; ABC-type transporter activity. Lineage: Eukaryota; Fungi; Ascomycota; Eurotiomycetes; Onygenales; Arthrodermataceae. The record is from RefSeq and is a predicted model, not a curated record. Gene Ontology annotation, biological process: transmembrane transport. Gene Ontology annotation, cellular component: membrane. The coding region runs from base 1 to 3531 and encodes 1176 amino acids. The transcript has 4 exons.